This is a messenger RNA of Spirometra erinaceieuropaei, 2553 nucleotides long. The record is from the annotation of a GenBank genome assembly. NCBI's taxonomy places the organism in Eukaryota, Metazoa, Platyhelminthes, Cestoda, Diphyllobothriidea, Diphyllobothriidae.
AUGAACGUAGAGCUCAAUCGACACAAAGACGUGUAUCGAAUCUUGUCUCAAUGCAGUCACAUUUAUCGUCAGAAAGUAAGUCUACCAGAAUAGAUAAAAAGCAAUUGCAGAAGCAAGACAGCUUUCCAGCAAAACGAAGACGCGUUCCGUCAAAUUUUUUAGGUGUAUGGUUCAGCUAUCAGAGUACCGUCUCAUCAGCGGAGCCAAGAUCUUUACGGACCUCUUGAAAAUGGGGGAGGAAGGGGGGGGGCGCAGUUUGCUCACUUGUCAGACCAAAGUGCCAAUUGAUGUCACCCUUGCGUGUGAAUAGUUUUGCGCCCGAGCAAACACCACUUGGCUCAAGUGUUCACCCUCGGAAUGGUGCCACCCCAGCACAUUCCUCUCAAAAUAGUAGUAAGAUGUUGUCGUUGUUUAGAAGACUGUUAGAGACACUGGAGGGGAAUAACUUAACCAAACGGCACUCGAACGUCGGUCUCGACGAUGUCCACCGUUUGCUUCACCGCCGAAUGAGAGCAGGGACGGUAACUUGCUUGUGGAUUAGUUUAUGGCUACAAGAGACUUUCGUCGCAUCUACCGCACCUGGACCAGUGUCAAACCGGAGUUAGGAAAACCGGAGGUGGGCGAAACUCCGGGUGGUUGGCACGCCGUAAACCUGCACCUGGGCGUUCCACCAUACCUCCUGGUCCAGAACACACAAUUGACCAGGAUUUUAUGCUAUAACAACAAUGGGGGGCUGCACGGAUCCUAGUUGACGUGAUGUCAGCCGACAGCUGAGCCUGCUAUCGCACCCCGAAUACUCCCUCGCCCUUCUGGGAUUCCCACUGUUAGGUGCAGAUUUUAAACUCUGAGACACCUCUUCUUUCUGUACAAUACACUGAAAUGUAAAAUUAAGGAAAACAAAACGUAAACAGCAUGCUUUGUUGCAUUUGUUAAGGUUGCUAACCGCAAAAUAAGAAUUGCGGAAGUGGUUGUAGUAAGUGUCGAACUGACUCGCGCGAGGAACAGGUGCAGUCAAGCUUAUUAGAUUAUUUAAUCCAUGUAUUAAUAUAAACUAUCAGAAGGCAGAAAUGGUCUGGAGGUUCUGAGUUUUUUUGUCUUGGUAUUCUCUGCCGUUGGGUCGAUACGCGUCUGAACCACCUCGCUGCGGAGCAUACAGUGGACACGCAGCGGAUACGACGAUCGAACUAUCGGGUCAAUACGAAUAAAACGCAGGGUUAUCACAUAACGGAAGGCGGUGCUUCUCUCUCCUCUACAAUAUGGGCUUUCUGGCCUUGCAGAUUUCUGGACAUUCGAAAUUCCUGGGACAGGUUUUUUGUUACUUAUUUUGGUACAUGGUAGAUUGUGUUGCUUUUUAAUUUCCUCAAAAAUUAAGUGCGAACUUGGAUUGGAUCACUUUAUUCGAGGUCUAUAGACUCAGACCAAAGUUUUACUAUAUAAAUAUUUGAGCCCAAGUCCAUCAGCCACAGCGGAUAACCACGUAAUAUUCAUUAACUGUCGACAGGAAGCCGGUAGUAUACUUUGGGUAAAGUGAUUCCAUACUAACAGCACAGGUAUUAGUAAAAACCUAUACACGCAUUUUUUGCCGAUAAUCUGGCGCUGCAUGACACAGCUGCGAGGGGUUCGGCUCGUAAGUGGGUCUCCCACCAUUUCCUGUCUGCUUUCUGGUCGGAGCAUAUAGAUCUUAAAGAUACGGAUCUACUCCAAGUUCGCAGUUAAUUUCUAAGGAAAUCAAAAAGCAGCAAUUUCUAAAUUGGAGUAUCUACCAGAAAGCAGACAAGGAAUGCUGGAGGACCCAUUGACGAGCUGAAUACCUCGCAGCUGUGUCAAGCAGCGCCAGAAUAUCGGUGAAACACGCGUGUAUGGACUGUUGUCUACUACCUGAGCUGUUAGUAUGAAAUCACUUUACCCUAAAGUAUAUGGCGUACGCUAACCGACAAAGACGGCAAAAACGACGAUACAAGGACACCAUGCGGACCUCGCUCAAUGAUAAAUCCGAAGGGCUGGGAGAGUCUUGUCCAAGAUUGACUGGCCCGGAGGAAAGCAUUAAAGCCAUCUUCGAAGUCAACCGGGUGUCGCUCGCCAAAGCCGAAAGAACGACUAACGAAGUCUCCAGAGUUGCGGACUCAAAGCCCCCCGCGUCACCCCUUCCAAAGUGUCCCCAAUGUCAACGGACAUUUGCGUGCGUCUCGCUCCCGUCAGACGCCUUCGGAACCAAUAGAACAAGAACAACAAUACUACAUCACUAAUUACUGCUUGCUCUACAGUCCUCCUGUCGCAAACAGCUCAACCCUCACGACGGCUACCACCACCACCACCACCACCACCACCACCACCACCACCACUACCGGUGAACCAACUCCCACCUCUGCCGCCACUUCUGCCACUGUCGUCAACAUCUCCAUCAUCACUGCCGCAGCCCAUGCGACGACACCUACAGUCACUAACGAUUCCAACACCCAUGAGAACACUCUCGAUGCCCUGCCAUCCACCAUUACAAUCACCAUCGCUCCUACCACCAGCAAUGCGAUCUUGAUACUAACCUGUCCCCGUUGA